CCUCCUCCCCGUCCCGCAACGCCCGCUCCCCUGGGGCCGGUACCUGUGCUGUGCUCACAUCCGCAGCUCCGGGAUGCGGGUGCUGCCUGUCACCCGCUUUCAGCAUGGGUUCUGCGACGCUGGGUGACACGGCAGAAACACGUACAGUAUUGAGGUCAUGCUCAGCGCUGUGGGCAGGGGGAUGGGAAUUCGUUAGCAGCACCGUGUCUCUUUUAAUCAAGAGGCAGGUGAUGCUUCUCCUUGGGUCCGAGGACGAGGUGGGUGAUGGAAGUCGCUGCAGGGGCACACCGUGAGCAGAGAGAGAAGACGGCGCUGGUGAUGUUUGAAAGCAGGUUGCGUUAGGAAGAGACUGCAAUGCCAGCAUCCCAGCCACGGUCCAGGGCAAGAGACAGGAACAAUGUCCUCAACAGGGCUGAGUUCCUCUCCCUCAAUCAGCCCUUGAAAGGGAACCAGGAGAGCAGGAGCUCCGGCAGAAAGCAGAGCGGCCAGGCCGGGGCAGCCGGUGCCCAGCACAGCAACCCCAAGGAGCGGAGGCAGUCGCAGCAGCUGCCUGAAGAGGACUGCAUGCAGCUCAACCCCUCCUUCAAGGGAAUCGCCUUCAGCUCCCUGCUGGCCAUUGACAUCUGCAUGUCCAAGAGGCUGGGAGUGUGUGCCAACAGAGCCUCCUCCUGGGGUGGUGCCCGCUCCAUGAUUAACCUCCUGGGGAUAACGGGGCACGGCAUCCCCUGGAUUGCGGGUACGCUCAUCUGCCUGGUGAAGAGCAGCACGCUGGCAGGCCAAGAGGUCCUCAUGAACCUGCUGCUAGCCCUGCUCCUGGACAUCAUGAUCGUGGCUGGUUUGCAGAAGCUGGCCAAGCGGAAGGGCCCAUACGACAUCCACCCUGGCUUGUUGGACUACUUGACCAUGGACACCUACGCUUUUCCAGCCGGGCACGCCAGCCGAGCAGCCAUGCUCUCCAAGUUCUUCCUCAACCACCUGGUCUUGGCCAUCCCUCUCCGGAUCCUGCUGGUCCUCUGGGCCCUCUGUGUGGGCUUUUCCCGCGUCAUGAUCGGACGGCACCACAUCACAGAUGUCCUGUCUGGCUUUGUUUUUGGCUACUUACAGUUCAGGCUGGUGGAGUUGAUAUGGAUGUCUUCCAACACAUGUCAGAUGUUGAUAUCCAUCUGGUGAACGUGGGGGACUUGACGCCUUUCCGCUGGAAACUAGCAGAUACUUUAAGAGCCUCCCUCCCAGUAUUUUCUACGUGUUGUUUGUUGGAAGCAGUUGUAACUUCCAUGAGUAGUGGCGUUUUUUAAUGUUGCUUCCCCUCCUGAAAGAAAAAAAAAAAAGUUUCUUGCAGUGGAUUGGGUUUUAGCAAUCAAGGGCCAUACCUGUGUUUUGGCCAUAUUCUCAAACUGUGUUUGCACAGCAACCUAAUUAAGCUUUACGGGUGAGAGAAAUAAGCUACAUGUCUGCCUAGUUUGGGUGGUUCACUUCGGCACCUUGAUA
Egretta garzetta (little egret) is the source of this 1488-nucleotide messenger RNA. It is a transcript of the gene PLPP7, whose product is annotated as phospholipid phosphatase 7 (inactive). NCBI's taxonomy places the organism in Eukaryota, Metazoa, Chordata, Aves, Pelecaniformes, Ardeidae. The coding region runs from base 355 to 1170 and encodes 271 amino acids. Gene Ontology annotation, molecular function: sphingosine-1-phosphate phosphatase activity. Gene Ontology annotation, cellular component: nuclear envelope. The record is from RefSeq and is a predicted model, not a curated record. The transcript is spliced from 3 exons.